This is a messenger RNA of Pantherophis guttatus, 1875 nucleotides long. It is a transcript of the gene LY6G6C, whose product is annotated as lymphocyte antigen 6 family member G6C. Lineage: Eukaryota; Metazoa; Chordata; Lepidosauria; Squamata; Colubridae. Gene Ontology annotation, cellular component: protein-containing complex; external side of plasma membrane. The record is from RefSeq and is a predicted model, not a curated record.
UGCCCGUGUUCAAAAGCUUCUUGAAAGAGUUGCAGGAUCCGACUUGGAAAGUUGUUCUUUGGCUCUUUGCCAUUUUCACUGGAACAUUUCUCGCCUCCUCCUGCUCGCUUGUGAAAUUUAUCAAGAUGAACAAAUAUCUUCUUCUCGGUUUUUCGGUUCUGAUUUUCUGCACAGUUGGUCAAGGUCUAAUAUGCAAUGUUUGCAACUUUAAAGUCGGCAGUGUUUGUCUUAGUUCUGAUGAUCCCUGUCGAACGAGGGAAGGCCAGCAGUGUGAGACGACCAGAGUUUAUAAAGGCAGUCUAAAGCUUUUCACGAAACAUGACUGCAGCAAACUGACUGAACUCUGCAACAAGACCGAGCAAAGGGAUGAUGUUUUUGACUUGAAUUACAAUCGCACUUGCUGUACUUUUGACUUAUGCAAUGGGGGAACGGUCAGCCAACCCAGCCUCACCCUCUUUACUGGCCUCAGCUUGGCACUUGGUUGGUGGCUUACACGUUAACUUAUAAAUAAAAUCAAAACAACAAUGACGACAACAAUAGUGGAAGGCUAUGCUCUUCUCAUCCUGAAGCAACCCUUAGGAACCCAAGACCCCAGUCUCUCACACGCCCGGUUCACCUCUCAUGCCUAAAGAGAUGAAUUAAAAAAAAAAACCAGCAAUUGCAUUCCCUCACCAUCUUAAUGUAGAUUCUACCGUUAUCAGGAAAAUGUUGUGUGGUGCAUUUUCUUGUUCAUUAGUGAUUUAAGAUAUGGCGUAAAAUUAGCCAAGUGAAAUGUGUUAAGCCCGUGAUGGUGAAUCUAUGGCACACGGGCCAGAAGUGGCAUGCGGGGCCAUGUCGCCUCGCACGCGUGGCAUUGCCCGUUCCACUUUUGGGUUUCUGGUGUGCAUGCACGCACGAUGAUCAGCUGGCUUUCUUGCAUGCGGCAGUGCCAGAAACUGGAAGAGCUGGUCUUCCAUUUUCUGGCAUGAGCAUCCGUGCCGGCCAGCUGAUCGUCACACGUGAAUGUGUGCCAGGAACCUGGAAGAGUAGCUGGCCAGCGUGCCAGAGGUGGGUUUCAGCAGGUUCUGACCAGUUCUGGAGAACCGGUAGCGGAAAUUUUGAGUAGUUUGGAGAACUGGUAGUAAAAAUUCUGACUGGCCCCACCCCCAUCUAGUCUCUGCCUCCCAAGUCCCAGCUGAUCGGGAGAAAGUGGGGAUUUUGCAGUAUACUUCCCCUGGAAGUGGGGAGGAAAUUGAGAUUUUACAAUAUCCUUCCCCUGCCACGCCCACCAAGCCACGCCCACAAAACCAUGCCACACCCACAAAGCCACACCCACAGAACCAGUAGUAAAAAAUUUAAAACCCACCACUACAGCAUGCAUAUGAGCACCAGAAACCAUAAGUUCAUUUUAGGGCAUGCACAUACACUCUGGGCAGCUCCUCUUCCAGGUUGCGGUCCAGACGAGCGGUCACUCCCUUUUCGGCACUCAAUGCCAAAAAGAUUUGCCAAUAUUUGUUAAGCAAACCCAUGUGUGCAACAGAGUUUCCCUCCCUCCAGUAAUCUUUCAGUAAGGCGUCCGGGACCUGACUUAACUCAGGUGCUCUGAAUGAUGGCUUAUCAAGCAGACAUUCUCCUUGUUGGUAUGUUUUUGUUGUUUGGUAUCUGUAUGAGAAGACUUCAGAUAGACAUGAAAUUGUUUAUGUUUUAAUGAAAAAAAUGUAUCAAUAAAACAUAUAUUCAAAAGGGGAAAAAAAAGAGAAGACUUGACCAACCCUAAGCAGAUCAUAACACCAUUGGCUACAUUUGUUGUCUGUCUGUUAUUUAAUAAAUGUUUGGUUUGGUAAGCUGGAAGUACCCACAGCCUUGACUAGUAUCAAUAAAAAUGAGUGUUUCAUA